AUGUCGGCUCCGUAUCCUGUUAUUGUCCUUGUCCAUGGGGCCUGGCAACACCCCGAACACUACAAGCUCUUGGUCCAGGCAUUCCAUGAUGACGGUUUCUAUGAUGUCGUCACUCCACGCAAUGUCACUUCGGGUCCGCCAGAAGAAAUUGCCGGGAAAACGCAUCUAGACGAUGUCCAAGUCAUUCAUGAAGCCAUGGCCCCAUACCUAGAUGCAGGGAGGGAGGUGGUUCUUGUCACGCACAGCUAUGGAGGCGUCCCAGGCGUGUCGUCCUUGCAAGGCCAUACCAUCCAGGAGCGAGAACUCAAGAAUCUCAAAGGCGGAAUCAAAGGAAUCGUCGCUUUCGCCGCCUUUGUUCUCCCUCAGAAGGGGCUUUCUCUCUUUCAACCUGACGGUUCUCAGUACGGGGAAGCAUUUGAUGUACAGAAUGACUAUGUUGCCACUACUGCUGGCUUUCGAAGGGCCCUUUUCUAUGGAGUACAAGAGGGUCAAGACCUCCCUGAACUUUCUCCCCAGAGCCGACUUAGCCUUGAGACACCUACCCAAGUAAUUGCACGGGACUUUGCCAUUCCCAAGGUCUAUAUCGUUUGCGAGGAGGACAAGGUCAUCCCGGUUAACCAGCAACAUGCAAUGGCACAGGCAGCUGAUGCGCGCAUUGUUACAAUUGCAAGUGGUCAUAGCCCUCAGUUGGACGAGAAGCACAGCCGAGCCAUCGCGGGUACGGUUAAGCAGUUCUUUGUCUGA
This is a messenger RNA of Fusarium vanettenii 77-13-4, 744 nucleotides long. RefSeq lists its product as uncharacterized. The transcript is spliced from 2 exons. The record is from RefSeq and is a predicted model, not a curated record. The coding region runs from base 1 to 744 and encodes 247 amino acids. Lineage: Eukaryota; Fungi; Ascomycota; Sordariomycetes; Hypocreales; Nectriaceae.